AUGGCCUCUGCCGUGGUGGAAAAAGAGGCCAUUCAGCUUGGCGAUGCGGCGGCAGCCAUCGAGCGAAAGUCACCUCCAGGUGCCAGUUCGACCCAAGAAAAGAGAUCCAGUUUCCAAGAUUACAUUCGCAUCGCUCAUUAUGGCCGCCCAGUCGAUUACCUCCUUGGAUCCAUCGGAAUCCUCGCCGCCAUAGGCUCUGGCGUUGCCUUUGCCAUGGUUAACCUCAUUAUCGGAGACUUUAUUUCCAUCAUGACCGACUUCACUGCCUCCGGGUCUGCCCCUGAUGGCUUCAUGUCGCAAGUCUCCAAGUCUGCGCUUUACUUUGUUUACAUCGCCAUCGCGAGAUUCAUCUGCACUUAUGUCUACUCGUCGCUCCUUACGUACACGGCCCUCAGAAUCACCCGAAACCUGCGAUACGAAUACCUAAAAUCAGCCCUUGGACAGGAAGUGGGCUACUUCGAUCAAGGCGCCAGUGUCUCGAUUUCUAUGCAGGCCACUUCGAACGGCAAAUUGAUUCAGUCUGGUAUUUCCGAGAAGCUGGGUCAAGUCUUCCAAGCUAUCGCGACCUUCUUUGCCUGUUUUAUAAUCGCGUUUAUCAGCCAGUGGAAGCUUACGCUUAUCCUGAUGUCUAUUGUUCCCGCCCUCCUCAUCAUUGUGGGGAUUGUUGGUGGCUUAGACGCCGCCAUCGAGACAAAGAUUCUCAAGCUCUAUGGGCAGGCCGGUUCGUUUGUUGAGACUGUGCUUGCCAGUAUCCGGACCACUAAGGCCUUUGGGCUCGCCCCAAGAAUGUCAGACCAAUAUUCUAACAUCCUCCAUGAGGCACGAGUACUUGGCGACAGGAAGAAUGCGCUCUAUAGUUUUAUGUUUGGAGGUAUCAGCAUGCUUGCUCGAGGAGAAGUUUCGAAGAUAGGUACAAUCUUCACAGUGUUGUUCUCUGUCAUAUUGGCAGCUUCGACCCUCAACUCUAUCGCCCCUCACAUGGUUACGUUUAGCCGUGCCGCAACAGCUGCUGGAGAAUUGUUCCAGUUGAUCGAUCGAGAGUCACGCAUCAACCCCUUCGACGACUCUGGAGACAAACCAACCACUACACAGGGUUCCUUAGAGCUCAAGGAUAUCGUUUUUAGCUACCCUUCCCGCCCUGACACUCGCGUUCUCAAUGGAUACUCACUGUCUAUCCCGGCUGGCAAGGUUACGGCGCUAGUAGGCCCCAGCGGAUCUGGCAAGAGUACUAUCAUUGGCCUCUUGGAAAGGUGGUAUAUGCCAACGUCUGGCUCCAUUGAGCUAGAUGGUAGAAGUCUUGAGGACCUCAACUUGAAGUGGCUCCGAACGAAUCUACGACUUGUCCAGCAAGACCCUGUCCUAUUCAAUGGUACCCCAUGGGAACACGAUUGUCCAGAAGAGAAACUCCGCCGAGUACAGACCGCAGCUCAAACCGCCUUUGCCGAUGGUUUCAUCCAAGCACUUCCCCAAGGGUAUGACACCUGUGUCGGUGAGAGAGGCAGUCUAUUAUCAGGCGGCCAGAAGCAAAGAAUUGCUAUUGCUCGCAGUCUAAUAUCUGAACCAAAGGUCCUUCUUCUUGACGAGGCUACCAGUGCCCUAGACCCUUAUGCCGAGAGUGCUGUUCAGAAGGCACUCGAUGCAGCUUCUAAAGACCGUACGACUAUUGUUAUAGCUCACAAGCUUAAAACGAUACAGAAUGCCGAUAACAUCGUUGUCAUGGACCGAGGUUCCAUAAUUGAGCAGGGUCGCCAUAGUGAUCUAGUUGCUCGUGGGGGCACCUAUGCCAAGCUGGUGCAAGCGCAGGACCUUUCAACUGCCAGUAGCGAUGACACAUCUGACACAUGCUCUGAGAUAGCUGAUGAGGAUAUCGUUCUGGCACCUACGAAUUCCCUGCAAAAGGGCCAAAGCGCGACUGACAAACUCCCUACCAGCACCGAUCUCCAGGACUAUGACCUACACAAAGGUACUGGUAUUUUCAGGACCGUCUUGAAACUUGUCGGAUUAGUUCCUGAGAUAAGACUGUGGAUUCUGCUCGUGGCGGCCACAUGCAUCGUGGGUGCUGGCGUUUACCCUGGCCAGACGAUUCUUCUCGGACGGGUGAUGGAUGUUCUCAAAGCAGAUGACAUGCAGAAGCAAGGCAACUUGCUGGCGCUCAUGUUUUUCGUUAUGGCACUUGGCUUGAUCAUCGUCUACGGUAUCCUAGGCUGGGCCACCAAUGUCGUUUCCCAGACUUUUGCUCAACGCAUCCGAGAGGAUCUGUUUUCUUCCAUAAUCCGCCAAGACCUUGCCUUCUUCGAUCGUCCGGAAAAUACAGUUGGUGCACUGACCAGCAGAAUCGACUCGUACGCCCAGGCCAUCUUUGAGCUCAUGGGGUUUACGAUUGCUAUUAUCACAAUGGCACUGGUGUCAGUAUUUGUCUGUGGUAUACUGUCAAUCGCUUUCUCUUGGAAACUCGGACUUGUGGGCGUGUGCGCUGGAAUUCCUCCAAUGCUUAUAGGAGGUUAUGCCAGGAUACGUCUCGAGACCAAGAUGGAUGCCGACAUGGAUGCAAACUUCUCCACAAGUGCUUCGCUUGCUUCCGAGACGGUUACUGCUAUAAGGACAGUAUCGUCCCUCGCUAUCGAACAAAAUGUGCUUCGGAGGUAUACUUCUGAGCUUGAUACAGCCAUUAAUCGAUCCAGAAGCCCCCUGUUCCAGAUCAUGAUCUGGUUCUCACUGACACAGUCAAUCGAGUAUCUCAUCCUAGCUUUAGGAUUUUGGUACGGUUCCAAGUUGGUUUCUGAGAAUCAGAUCACCUUCUAUCAGUUCUUCGUCUCUUUCAUGGGGGUAUACUUCUCUGGCCAAGGAGCAGGCCAGAUGUUUAGUUUUGCAAGCAGUUUCACCAAGGCUAACUCAGCUGCCAACUACUUCUUCUGGCUUUGCGAUCUCGAACCCACUAUCCAAGAGACAAUUGACAACAUCGACAACGCCCCCGCUGAUGGUUGUAAGUCCUACGACUUGAAGGACCUCGAGUUUUCAUACCCCCUUGCUCCAAAUAACCGCGUGCUGAAGGGCUUGUCUCUCAAGUUGUCAAAGAUCGAACCCGGUCAAUUCGUGGCAUUUGUCGGCGCAUCAGGAUGCGGUAAAAGUACCAUGGUCUCGCUCCUUGAACGAUUCUACGAUCCUACAAACGGCAAAAUCACGAUCGAUGGUACAUCCUCGUUAGCCGAUCUCAACCCUCGAUUGUAUCGUGCAAAUGUGUCCCUUGUCCAGCAGGAACCGACUCUCUUCCCAACCAGCAUUCGCGAGAACAUUGUCAUGGGCGUUGAUCAAGCAUAUUGCGACUUGGCUGAGGACGGAGUGAGUGACAAGAUGGUCGAGGCUGCUUGCCGAGCUGCCAAUGCAUGGGACUUUGUUAGUUCCCUACCGGACGGCCUAGGCACGCCUUGUGGAACAGGCGGAAGUCAACUCUCUGGCGGCCAACGACAACGUAUCGCUAUCGCCAGGGCUUUAAUUCGAAACCCCAAUGUCAUCCUUCUCGAUGAAGCUACCAGCGCUUUAGAUACGGAGUCUGAAAAGGUGGUUCAGGCUGCUUUGAUAGAGGCUGCGACAUCUGGAAACAGGAUCACUAUCGCUGUGGCUCAUCGAUUGUCUACGAUCUUCCAUGCUGAUUGCAUAUUUGUAUUUCAUCAUGGCCGAAUUGCAGAGGCAGGAUCGCAUGUGGACUUGAUUGCUCAGGGCGGGUUAUACAAGAAGAUGUCCCCUCAAUGCGUCCGAAACUGUUGUGGAGUGGUUCAAGCGCGCUUGGGAGAAGAUCAAGAAUGGGCCAACAAGACAGCCAAUUGGUUCGUUGGAGCCUGGAACACGGUCAAGUCGUGGUUUAGCGCAAGGGAUCUUGUUAUUUCAUCAUACUCUGAUUGGUACCGUGUUGGCUGGGGUCUCGGCAAUGACGGAUCGAAGCCAACUUCUGAAUGGGUCGCUAGGGACUUCCAUAUCACCCCAUAUCGCUUGUACAAGCAGCAGGUCACUUUUCCUUACACCUUCGAACUUGGUAUUCGCGUUUCUAGCAUGAAACCUGCGCGUACGUACGAGUUUGCUACUACGGAACCAGGCAUCUAUACUCAGAUGGUGCUGUGGAAUGGAGACUGGUCGGUUGGUUUCAAUGAUCCAUCUGAUGAGCCCAGAGUAGUUGAAAUCCGUACCCGGAACGACUGA
Fusarium oxysporum Fo47 is the source of this 4194-nucleotide messenger RNA. RefSeq names its product P-loop containing nucleoside triphosphate hydrolase protein. Gene Ontology annotation, biological process: transmembrane transport. Gene Ontology annotation, cellular component: membrane. NCBI's taxonomy places the organism in Eukaryota, Fungi, Ascomycota, Sordariomycetes, Hypocreales, Nectriaceae. The record is from RefSeq and is a predicted model, not a curated record. Gene Ontology annotation, molecular function: ATP binding; ATP hydrolysis activity; ABC-type transporter activity. The transcript has 13 exons. Bases 1 to 4194 code for a protein of 1397 amino acids.